AUGAUAAAAUCUGAUAAAUUUAUCGCGAGUUCCGUAGCUAAAAUCGAUAGUUUUCUUGAUAUUUUAGAAUCUUCAGACGGCGAUGUCGUCCAGGCUUCCGCUUCGAGCAAAAGGUGUUAUAAUUACGUCGCUAAACCGGAAGAGACCGGAACUACAACUUUUGAUAAUCCUUCGGUUAUGGUUAAACGGCGUAGAGGAUCUGGUUCUCUCUCAAUCCCAAUGACCCGGGGUGGCUCCCUUCUGGAGGAAUCCUCCGCUUCUCGCCACGUGACUUCGAACGUCGUCCAUACAAUAAUGCAAAAUAUGGACUUUACUCGUGGCAAGGGCCUGGGUAAGAAAAAUCAUUUUAUCGCUGAGCCCAUUCAGGCUUCUUUGCAUAAGGGUCGACGAGGUUUGGGUCAUAGUAACCAAGCUCUGAUCAAAGCCAUUGGGAAAUGGGAUCCAUCCCAAGAAAUCAUAAGCGUUAGGGAGAAAAUCUACUGGUUGAGAAAUGAUCAGGAACCACCAAUAGCAGAGGAUUUCAGGGGUUGGAUGCGCAGGGCUCCCUGGAAAAAGACCAUUGAUGAUGAAACUUUAUUUUGCGAGCCCCAGAUCCUUCACCAGGUCAUAAGCUCGAAGAGCAUUUUCGAUGGUUUAGAAAAAUCUGAAAUACAAAGGGCGAGGAUUCAUUCGAAUCCCUUUGAAACAAUCAGAGGUGUAUUUUUUCUUAAUCGAGAUGCUGUAAAAAUGGCUAAUAUUGACAGAGCCUGCAAUUUCAUGUUCACUAAUCCAACAACGGCAAAUCCAAAUGAGAUCCUCUACUUCGCCGACGUAUGCGCCGGUCCUGGAGGAUUCAGUGAAUAUGUCCUGUGGAGGAGGAAGUGGCAUGCAAAGGGCUUUGGGUUCACCCUGAGGGGCUCCAACGACUUUCAAUUACAUAACUUUUACGCUGGACCACCAGAAACUUUUCAUCCUUUUUAUGGACCCAAGGGUGAUGGUAAUAUUUAUGAUCUGGAGAAUCAACUCGCCUAUCAACAACUUAUCAUGAAUCAUACCCAAGGACAGGGUGUUCACUUCAUGAUGGCUGAUGGAGGAUUUUCGGUUGAGGGAAUAGAAAGUAUUCAGGAGAUUUUGUCGAAACAGUUAUACUUGUGCCAAUGCCUGGUGGCCCUUAAGAUUGUGCGGACAGGUGGACACUUUGUUACUAAAUUGUUCGAUCUGUUCACACCAUUCAGCGUGGGAUUGAUUUACUUGCUAUACAGAUGCUUUGAAAAAAUAUCAAUUUUCAAGCCGAAUACAUCUAGACCUGGCAACUCUGAAAGGUACUUGAUUUGCGAGAAGAAGAAGAGUGAAAUUGAGGCUGUGAUCAACUAUCUUUCAUAUGCUAGGGAAGUUCUUCUGAGGGCUGACGGGAACGGCGAUAUCAGGGAAUUGGUACCUGUGGAGUUGCUCCAAGAUGCCGAUAGCUUCUACAACUAUAUUUGUAGUUCCAACAACGAUCUGGGAAGGAAACAAGUGAUGGGACUCUUGAAGAUCGCUGCCUUUGCCGAGAAUCGGAACCUCUCUGAGCCGAAGCAGACGCAGAUGAAGAAGGAGUGUCUUGAAUAUUGGCAUCUACCGGACCAGACUAGAAUAGUCCCCAUGCUCUUGAAACCAGAGGAGAGACUUCGUUCAAUCGUCGUCGAAUCUGUUGUAAAGUACCUGAGCGCUCCUCCCAUGAUUUUGACUUCUAAGAAUGUGACAACGACUAUCCUGGAAAAUCCCUGUGAUUGGUAUGCAGUACUCUGUGGAUCGGAUGCCAGUGGAACAACACCUAGCAAACAAUUGACUUUCUACUUGGGUAUGGGAAGAACCAAUGUCUUUAGGUUGGUGAAGAAUACCUGGGAGAGGGCCGACAAUAUUGAACUGCCUCCUAAUACAUUUGUUUAUGCUGAACUGGUGGAGGAGAUGAGAGGACUGGAAAAUAAUAUCCGGAGAACUGAAGCAUUGCAUAUUGUCGAUGCGUAUCUCCUGGGAGGAGAGGAUGUCAGCAGAAAUUCACUUCCAGAAAGGUAUGCUCUCAUCAAUAAAUUCUGUGAGUCUCUGUGGAAGCCCAAUAACUCUGCAUAUUGUCCAGUUCGUGCCAAGGAAUUGCAUCCUCUGGAUCGUGAGUUACCCAUGAAACUUCAUGUACAACCGUGUACAUUGAUAAACAAGAAGAAAUUAUUAGUACAUUAUCUACAAGAUUCAUACCCGAGGAGGACACGCCCCGAUAACGAUCCACUAUCCUUUGUACCAAAUAGUGUGGUAUUCUUGAAGACAACUAGUGCACCCUGGACACGAAUUAUCAGUAGGAAAACUAGCCAUCAUUAUUACUUCAAUUCUAUGACGAAUGAAAAUUUUUAUGCUAAUCGUCGACCAGAAUCAGCUUGUGCUAGCUUCCUCGAGACAUUUGUCACUCGAAUUAGUGACAUAGAUUCAUCAAUACUUAGGAAGAAUUAA
Molecule: messenger RNA, 2460 nt
Organism: Diachasmimorpha longicaudata
Lineage: Eukaryota; Metazoa; Arthropoda; Insecta; Hymenoptera; Braconidae
Product: cap-specific mRNA (nucleoside-2'-O-)-methyltransferase 1-like
Exons: 4
Coding region: 1-2460 (819 amino acids)
Biological process (GO): 7-methylguanosine mRNA capping
Cellular component (GO): nucleus; cytoplasm
Molecular function (GO): nucleic acid binding; methyltransferase cap1 activity
Source: RefSeq, a predicted model, not a curated record